Carlito syrichta (Philippine tarsier) is the source of this 1962-nucleotide messenger RNA. RefSeq names its product cell division cycle associated 7 like (gene CDCA7L). The transcript is spliced from 10 exons. Gene Ontology annotation, cellular component: nucleus. Bases 154 to 1518 code for a protein of 454 amino acids. Lineage: Eukaryota; Metazoa; Chordata; Mammalia; Primates; Tarsiidae. Gene Ontology annotation, biological process: regulation of DNA-templated transcription. The record is from RefSeq and is a predicted model, not a curated record.
CCCGGGCGCCGAGUGCGCCCCUCCCGGGGCCCGCCCGAGCUCCGAGCGGAGUGCGCUGGCUGCGCGGCGGCGGGGCGUUCUCGGCGUGCCCGGCCCGGGGCGACCAGGAUCGUUGGUCGCGUGCGAGGAGGAGCUGCAGCGCCGCUAGGAAGAAUGGAGCUGGCGACUCGCUGCCAGAUCCCUAAGGAAGUGGCUGACAUCUUUAACGCCCCCAGUGAUGAUGAAGAGUUCGUGGGCUUCCGAGAUGAUGUUCCCAUGGAAACUCUCUCAUCAGAGGAGAGCUGUGAUAGUUUUGACUCACUGGUGUCAGGGAAACAGCAGGAUGUGCGUUUCCAUUCCAAAUACUUCACAGAAGAGCUAAGACGGAUUUUUAUAGAGGAUACAGACUCAGAGUCAGAAGAUUUUGAAGGAUUUACGCAGAGUGACCUGAAUGUGAAGAGUAACCCAGAAGUAAUGCUCGUGGAGUCAGAUUUGAGUGAUGACAGCAAAACUUCUUUGAGUGAGGAAGAGGAAGAUGAAGAAGAAGAACAGGCAACCCCCAAAAGAAGGAGGUCUACAAGAAGCAGUAUUGGUCUUCGAGUAGCCUUCCAAUUCCCCACCAAGAAGCUGGCAAAAAAGUCAGAUAAAAACGGUUCUUCUGAGCAGUUGUUUUCUAGCUCAUGCUUACAGAAUGAUAAAAAAACAAUUCUGGAAAGAAAGAAAAGCCGUAGACAGGGGACGGAAGAGGAAGAUUCUGCCUCUGAGUCUGAGGACGAUUCUAGGGAUGAGAGCCAGGAGAGUUCGAAUGCUCUGCUGAAAAGGACCAUGAACAUCAAGGAGAAUAAAGCCAUGCUUGCUCAGUUGUUGGCGGAAUUGAACUCCAUGCCAGAUUUCUUCCCAGUACGCACCCCGACCUCGGCUUCUAAGAAGAAAACAGUGCGGCGGGCCUUCUCCGAAGGAGAGAUCACACGGCGUAUGAACCCAACCCGGAGUGCGCGACCUCCUGAGAAGUUUGCUCUAGAGAACUUCACUGUCUCGGCCUCCAAAUUUGCAGAAGAGUUUUACAGUUUCAGAAGAAGGAAGACAAUUAGCGGGGGAAAAUGCCGGGAGUAUAGGCGACGUCGCCGCAUGUCUUCUUUUCGGCCCGUGGAAGAUAUCACUGAAGAGGACUUAGAAAAUGUUGCCAUAACUGUUCGCGAUAAAAUCUAUGACAAAGUUCUGGGCAACACGUGCCAUCAGUGUCGGCAGAAGACAAUUGACACCAAGACGGUGUGUCGGAACCAGAGCUGCGGUGGUGUGCGAGGACAGUUCUGUGGGCCGUGCCUGCGGAACCGCUAUGGGGAGGACGUGAGGUCGGCGCUGCUGGACCCGGACUGGAUGUGUCCUCCCUGCCGUGGGAUCUGCAAUUGCAGUUACUGUCGGAAGCGUGAUGGCCGCUGUGCCACAGGAAUUCUCAUCCAUCUGGCUAAGUUCUAUGGUUACAACAACGUUAAGGAGUAUCUGGAGAGCUUACAGAAGCAGCUGGUAGAAGACAAUUAAGAGAAGAACCAGCCAGCUCACCAUAGAGUACUUCACCAAGACUUGCAUACCAUUUGUGCCUAAGAUUUUUUACAGUUGUGAUUUUUAUACAGAAAUUCUUUGUGGGAGUUUACUGUUUCUAAAUACUAUUUUUAAAAAAAAGAUUGUUUAUAUGCUUAAAAUGAUUUCUCAGGAAGACAGCAAAGCAGAGGAAUCGACAUGUAUACACAGACCUGUUUGGAUACUGAAUUGUUAAAAGUAUCUGCUGAUGAUUAAAAAGCACAGUUUAAAUGGGGCGGAGUUAAAGUUCAGGUAAGUUAGAGAGAGGACAUUGUAUAAGCAACUCUUGCCUUUGACACUGUUUAAUUAUCUAUGUUGUCUUGAUCUUUUACUUCCCAGUCACUCCAGGCCAAGUUUUUACCAGGGUAAAACUCAGUAGAUACCCUUUAGUUUGCCUUAUCAUGG